GCUCUCGGCGCAGUGGACACCGCCGGGCAAUGGCCACGUCGUCGACGCUGAGCCAGACGCAGCGGUACGCUGCGGGUGCGCUCCUCGCGCUCGCGCUCCGCCAGGCGCAGAUCCACCAGCGCAUCCUUCUCGGCUCUCACGGCCUCGACUUGGGCCCCGACCCUGAGACCGCCGUCCUCUCCAGCGACGACUCCGACGGCCGCGACCUUUGGACCCACGACUCCCGCGGCCUCCUCCGCCCCGUCCUCAGGUUUCUUGAGAUCGACCCCAAGGCCUGGCCGGGCGUGGAGAAGACGGCGGCCACCUCCGAGCCCAAGCACCACAUUGGAGCCUUUCUCCGGAAAGUCUUCGAGGACGAAGAUGACGGCGAGAAGGCCGCCGCCGACAGGUCCGACCUCGAGCUCGCGCUCGCCAAAGCCGUCGACGCGAUGGCGAUGGGCCUGGAGAACGACGUAGCACCGGGCGACCUGCUCAAACAACACGUGUUCGGCCCCGCCAACAAUGACGAAGAACCGGCUGACGACGGGUCGCCGUCGUCCCCGGGAAGCGGCGGGCGCUCCAAGGAUUACCGGAAGAUGGCGGUGCUGUACAUGCUCCUCUCAGCCUGCGUGGCGGACGUGAACAUGGGCGAGGACGGCAUGGGGUCACCCCGCAUCAGGAAGGGCUACGACGCCCGCCACCGCGUCGCGCUCCGGCUGAUCGCCACCUGGCUCGACGUCAAGUGGAUCAAGAUGGAAGCUGUCGAGAUAAUGGUUGCUUGCUCUGCUAUGGCUGCAGCGAAAGAGGAAGAGAAAUCGCGUCAAAGUACGUCGCCGAGAAGCAGGUGGCAGAAAUGGAGGCGCGGGGGGAUCAUCGGCGCCGCCGCCUUGACCGGAGGGACGCUCAUGGCCAUCUCCGGGGGUCUAGCUGCUCCAGCGAUUGCUGCAGGGUUUACUGCUCUUGCUCCGACGUUGCACGCACUUGUCCCUGUUAUAGGGGCUAGCGGAUUUGCUGCUAUAGCUACAGCUGCUGGACACACCGCUGGAUCAGUAGCAGUUGCUGCAUCAUUUGGAGCUGCUGGAGCUGGGUUAACUGGUUCUAAAAUGGCCAAAAGAAUUGGAGAUGUGAAAGAAUUCGAGUUCAAAGCCCUCGGCGGGAAUCAUAACCAGGGUCGCCUAGCCGUUUGCAUCAUGGUUUCUGGAUUUGCUUUUAACGACGACGAUUUUUUAAAGCCAUGGGAAGGAUGGAAGACUAAUUUAGAGAGGUACAUUCUUCAGUGGGAGACUAAGCAUAUAAUUGCCUUGAGUACAGCAAUACAGGAUUUUCUGGCAUCAAGAGUUGCAAUGGAGUUGAUGAGGGAAGGUGCAAUGCAGACUGUGUUAAGUGGUAUAAUUUCAGCAUUUGCAUGGCCUGCUACCUUGGUAGCUGCUGCAGAUUUUAUUGACAGUACAUGGUCCAUUGCUAUUGACAGAUCAGAUAAGGUUGGGACAAUGCUUGCUGAAGUGUUGCUCAAUGGACUGCAAGGAAGCAGGCCUGUUACUCUCAUAGGUUUUUCGCUCGGCGCGCGUGUUGUGUUCAAAUGUUUGCAGGAAUUAGCUCUUUCGGGCAAUAACGAGGGAAUAGUCGAGAGGGCUGUGCUGAUAGGGGCACCGGUCUCAGUUAAAGACGAGCUGUGGGGGGCUGCCAGGAAGGUGGUUGCUGGAAGGCUUGUGAACGUGUACUCCACUAACGACUGGAUCCUCGGCGUCACAUUCAGGGCGAGUCUGCUCACGCAAGGCUUGGCUGGCAUCCAGGCGGUCCAUGUCCCCGGAGUUGAAAACGUUGAUGUCAGCGAGCUCGUCGUCGGGCACUCCUCCUACCUAGGACUCAUGCAGCAGAUCCUGGAGCAGCUGGAGCUGAAUACCUACUACCCGGUCUUCUCCCCCGGCACGCCCAGAUCGAAAUAACCGCGAUGCCCUUCUGCUACUCGCAUGAACGUGGCACCAUGAUUCGUGCGACAGGGACGGUGUUACCUGUGAUGAAUAUAGUCACCAGAGCCUGUAUGUAUAGCUAAUAAAGGAAACUUUUGUUGUAAGGUAAAGGGAAGAAAAAAACGAUAUUUCCAUAGACUAGUUUGAUUGACUAGCGAAAUACC
This is a messenger RNA of Hordeum vulgare subsp. vulgare (domesticated barley), 2113 nucleotides long. Its product is annotated as transmembrane and coiled-coil domain-containing protein 4-like. The transcript is spliced from 15 exons. The record is from RefSeq and is a predicted model, not a curated record. Lineage: Eukaryota; Viridiplantae; Streptophyta; Magnoliopsida; Poales; Poaceae. Bases 30 to 1925 code for a protein of 631 amino acids.